Messenger RNA from Oncorhynchus mykiss (rainbow trout), 2385 nucleotides. Its product is annotated as bone morphogenetic protein 5. Gene Ontology annotation, molecular function: growth factor activity; cytokine activity. Gene Ontology annotation, cellular component: extracellular region. NCBI's taxonomy places the organism in Eukaryota, Metazoa, Chordata, Actinopteri, Salmoniformes, Salmonidae. The record is from RefSeq and is a predicted model, not a curated record.
GGCCAUGUUGUUCUUCUUUGACUCGUUAAGACAGGUUUCAGAUUUCAAGUGUCUCCCCUUACACAUCUGAGCUGCCACAUUCAUCUUCAUGUCGGUUAAGUUUUAUUGCGGCCGCUAGAGGUGGAUGCAAAAACUUGGUCCUGGCUGGGUGGUAUGGACUCAUUGGAUGGACAACAAGCUUCAACACAUUUUCCAAAAACGUUACGCGCUGUGGCAACGAGUGGCAACGGGUGCUAUUAUAUAGUCUAGUGAUUUCCUCGACAUCACUCAAAGGGGCUGUUAUCUUUCUAUUCAAUGAAGGUGUUGGGCUUUUUCGACUUUUAUGGGCGUACCUGCAUGCUAUUGUGUAUAAGUGGAGUUAAAAGUGCGAGAGAAUGUCACAAUUCCACAUUUGAUGCGUCUACUUUGAAACAUGUGACAGUGAGACAUUGGAUUUAAGCGGAGGACUCGAGAAAACUUGCUGCAUGUCUGGAACUGGGACCUCACGCCGAAGAGAAGGGACAGCUCCACAACAUAGAUUGAUGUGAGACUUCAAAGAACAUCAUUGCAGGCAGGCGUUCUCCUAAAAAGUGAUGUGACAGAGUAACCUGUAUGUUAUCCUGCAAGAAAACAUUCAGAAAUUGUGAUAUUUGUAUUAAAAUGGAGAUCAAUUUUAUACACGAGUAACAACUGUAUACCUGUGUAACAUCAUUAUCAAACACAUCAUUGUAAGAUGAGAGCCUUCAUUCCUUUGAACCGGGCCACAUUUGGACUUUUAUGGAGCUGCUUGAGUUUUCUACACUGGGUUCAUUGUGGUUUAGGGGACAACCAUGUGCAUUCUAGUUUUAUUUACAGGAGAUUGCGUAACCAUGAACGGAGAGAGAUUCAAAGAGAGAUUCUCUCUAUUUUGGGUUUACCACAUCGUCCAAGGCCCUUUUCUCCAGGAAAACAAGCAUCCUCAGCACCCCUGUUCAUGCUUGACCUGUACAAUGCCAUGACUACUGAGGAGGAAGAAGGAUUGGGAAUACAAGAGGUUACAGGGAAAGGAUUCAGCGGGAAGGCUCAUGGAAACUCGCGUAAAGGGAACUACGGCUAUCCGCAGGGAUACACUCGUGUGGCGCAACCUUACCGCGCGGCCCCUCUGACGAGCCAAAUCCCUCCACUCACUACAUCUCACGACACCAACUAUCUCAACGAUGCUGAUAUGAUUAUGAGCUUUGUCAACUUAGUGGAGAAAGACAAAGAUUUCUCCCAUCAGCGGAGACACUACAAGGAGUUUCGUUUCGACCUGACUCAGAUCCCAGAGGGAGAGGCGGUGACUGCUGCUGAGUUUCGGAUCUAUAAAGAUGGCAGUCAUGCCCGCUAUGAGAACAUUACUCUGAAGGUCACCAUCUACCAGGUCAUCAAGGAAUAUCAAAACAAGGAUGCAGAGACAUUCUUGUUGGAUUCCAAAAAGAUCAAGGCCUCUGAUGGGGGCUGGCUGGUCUUUGACAUCACAGCCACCAGUAACCACUGGGUGCUGAACCCACUGCAGAACAUGGGUCUGCAGCUCUCUGUGGAGACUUUGGAUGGACGGAGUAUAAACAUGAAGUCUGCUGGCAUCGUUGGAAGGAAUGGGCCACAAUCCAAACAGCCAUUCCUAGUGUCAUUCUUCAAGGCCAGUGAAGUGUUGUUGCGCUCUGUCAGGGCUGCUGGUGGAAAGAGAAAGAACCACAACCGCAACAAAUCAGGUGGUCAACAGGAAUCACCACGGGCACCCAAAAGUGGAGAUCAUAACACCAGUGAGCAAAAACAAGCCUGCAAGAAGCAUGAACUUUACGUCAGCUUCCGAGACUUAGGAUGGCAGGACUGGAUUAUUGCACCGGAAGGUUAUGCUGCUUUUUACUGCGAUGGGGAAUGUUCCUUUCCACUCAAUGCACAUAUGAAUGCGACAAAUCAUGCCAUUGUGCAAACCCUGGUCCAUCUGAUGUUCCCUGACAAUGUGCCAAAGCCAUGCUGUGCACCGACCAAGCUGAACGCUAUAUCUGUGCUUUACUUUGAUGACAGCUCAAAUGUCAUCCUCAAGAAAUACAGAAACAUGGUUGUUAGGUCAUGUGGUUGCCAUUAAUGGGGCAAGCAGGAUUGUAUUUCAGAUAUGUGGUAUUGCUGGAAAAGUUCACAUCAAUAUAGAUAGAUCUGAAUGUGUGUUGUGCUGUACAGUAUUAUGUAUAUAUUAGUUUUAUUAACUUAUUUAUUUCCCCCUAUUUUUGUGAUAACACUCAAUAUUGUACAAUGAGUAUUAGUCCAUGUAUAUUUGACAUCACUUAGCACUCUCUCCUAUAGGCCAUAGCGAACAUAUACAAUUACAUUGUAAUAGUUAUAGCAUUUCAUUGUACAUCUUAGUAAAAGGAAACCUCUCUAUAAUAU